UGCCGAGUGUAUAGGAGCUUAGACAUGGCAGCCGCACAGAGCAGCCGAGCAGCCGGGGGCAAAGAGAGCAACUUCAUAGCCCAGGACCAGAUCUGGAAGGAUCACAUCAGGACUGAGACCGAAACAGCAAAAAAAUGGCCAGAAAAGUGGGGAUUUCUAACAACCCCGUCCGAGGAGUUGGUGAAAAAUGAAGUAGAAGGAAUGAAGGAAAUGCCCCGUGUGAAGACCCCCGAACAUUUGCGGGUCCGAGCAGCAACCCCCGUUGAGACGUAUAUUAAGGUCGGACCAUCCCCCGCUGUCCCCCGGACCACUCAGGGAUUCGUCGGCUGGAGAUCUGCCGUCCCAGAGCUUCGGUUGGAGCGCUACGGCUCAUCCCGAUUCCUCAAAGGCGACUUCUGCAAACAGAUGAAGUGGCCGCCCGAGGGGGUCAGCUAAGCCCUCCGUCUCUCCCCUUCAUCUCUCCCCUCUGUCUCUCCCCUCCGUCUCUCUGCCAUCUCUCAUCCCACCCCAGGUAAUCUCAAAACAUGAACUGAAACUGUGCGGCGGUGGUAAACAGGACCGGCGGAAAUGGCUGGUUUUACAUAUUUUUUCUCUGCCGCAAGUUUAAUAAACAAACUCCAGGAUUUCUGUAAAUGUUAAAAAUCUGCAUGGAAAAUGUAAAUUCCGCCAUAAAGAGAUUCCCGCCUGCGCU
This is a messenger RNA of Spea bombifrons (plains spadefoot toad), 691 nucleotides long. RefSeq names its product chromosome 13 C20orf85 homolog (gene CIMIP1). The transcript has 4 exons. The record is from RefSeq and is a predicted model, not a curated record. The coding region runs from base 25 to 435 and encodes 136 amino acids. Lineage: Eukaryota; Metazoa; Chordata; Amphibia; Anura; Pelobatidae.